Messenger RNA from Gambusia affinis (western mosquitofish), 2660 nucleotides. It is a transcript of the gene proca1, whose product is annotated as protein interacting with cyclin A1. Bases 101 to 2506 code for a protein of 801 amino acids. The record is from RefSeq and is a predicted model, not a curated record. The transcript has 4 exons. Lineage: Eukaryota; Metazoa; Chordata; Actinopteri; Cyprinodontiformes; Poeciliidae. Gene Ontology annotation, biological process: phospholipid metabolic process; arachidonate secretion. Gene Ontology annotation, molecular function: A2-type glycerophospholipase activity.
UUAAAAGUGGGAGGGUUGCGCCAGCCAGCGCCAGAAGAGGCUCGCCAGGGGAGCUGUCUGCGCUACGCGUGGUGCUGAAAAGUGCCACCCGCCCACCGUCAUGUGGUCAGUCUUCUUUGUCUUCCUGUCCUACCUGGACAGAAACGUGGCCAGGGGCGACUUCCCGAGCCGCGCUUCGGACGUGGACAAGGAGAUCAAGGAGAUGUUCUCCAUGGUCAACGGCACCUUCUGCGCAAAGAUGUCCCCGCUGGGGGGGAACGUCCUCUACCAGGUGUCGGACGGAUCCGAGGUGGUCCGCACUGUGGUGAGCCCCGGCGGGCAACCGGUGACCUGCUCGGUGGUCGUGAACCGGACGGAGGUGAAGUCCUUCGCGCACGAGUGCAACCUGGGGCUGGAGGAGCGGAGCGGAACCAACCGGCGGCCGGAGGAGGAAGAAGGAGAGGAGGGGGAGGAGGAGGCGCGUUUUGCGCGCAUGGAUGAAGCCAGGCUGGCGUGCCGGGAGUUUGAGGAGAGUAGGGCGCACGGCGGCGGAGAGAGUGAGCAGAGGAAGGUUCUGAGGAGAUCCAAGAGGGGCUUCACCUACCCGGGGACCCUUUGGUGCGGAGCCGGGAACAUGGCGGAUAACUACAACCAGCUGGGAGACUUUGCAGACACGGACAGCUGCUGCAGGACCCACGACCACUGCCCCCACGUCAUCCACGCCUUCUCCUCAAACUAUGGAUACACCAACUUCAAGUGGCACUCCAUCUGCCACUGUGACUGCGAUGAGGAGUUGAAAGCUUGUCUGAGACAAGUCAACGACACUUCCUCCAGGGUUGUGGGUCAGGCGUUUUUCAACGUCAUCGGUGUGCCCUGCUUUGACUUCGCCUACGAGGAACAGUGCGCUGAGCGGCACUGGUACGGCCUGUGCAAACGAUACGACAAGUUCCCCAUCGCCGUGCUGAGAGAAGCAGUGCCAUACGACUACGGCGGUAUUGACGUCAUAGACGAGCUGACGGUGGCGCCACGCAAGCGGGAGGAAUCCAAGCAGAGCGAAGAGGAAGAGCAGCGGGAGAGUCCCACUCAAAGCACGAUAUCGGAGCCGUCGCUAAGGAACGUCGUUACCGCCGCCGAGGACUUCAUCAAGGUGCUCGCCACCGUCUCCACGUCUCAAAGCUCCAACGCAGACUCCGACAAGGAGGAGGCGCAAACCUCGGAGAAGAAGAAGAGGAAGAACACCGGGGCGAAGAAGAAAGCAAACCGAAAGCAUAAAAAGAAAGGGAAGGGCAGGAAGAGGAAGCAGAAAACGGAGACGGGUGUGAAAGCAGAGGAAGGAGCUGCAGGAAGCAAGGCAGAAGACAUCUUCUUGUCUUUGAGCAACUUCAUCAGCGAGCCCAACAAACGUGACCAGUCAAGGAUUAAUGCAAACAGGGUUGAUGACAGGGAAUUUGAGCUUAGAAGGACAGGCGAGCCCUCCAAUGACGUCAUGAAAGAUGAGCCUGCCUCGGGUAAGGAGACGGUUUCCAUUACAUCAUCCCCUCUGAAGAUCCAGAAAAUGCCAGAUGAGUCAAUUGAGAGGAUGAAAGAGGAAGUCCCUUCCUCAGAAAACCUGACGACUCUUAGUACGCCACAGAAAGUAAAAACCAGAGGACAAAAACAGGGUGGGAGAAAGAGGGGCAAGAAAACUUCACCUCCUUCUUCUGAACACCGUAGAUUAAACUCCGUAGACUCUGUUCCAACGAUUAUUCUGCCAACUGCAGAACCGGAGCAACGUAGCUCCACUACUACAAGCACUGCCAGUGUUCGUAUUGUAGCCCCCAAAGUGCAAAGGAGCAGGUCAAAGGAGAGAGGAGACAAGGAGAGGAGAAAGAAAAGAAAGAAAGUCAGCUCAGACGCUCUGAUUGUGCCCUCUGACCCUCGGGAUUCCUCUCCAGAGAGUCGGACAGCGUUCCCUCUCACCGGGUCUACCACCUCUGCACCAGCCCCAUGCACAGAGCUGCAGCUUUUAAGGGCGCCAUUUUACAGACCGGACAGUCAGGUUACGGCUCUCAGCCCCAACUUUUCUGCCUCAAAGAGGCGAAGGUCAAAAGAGAGAGUGCAGAGAAACAGAAGGAGGAAAACAGCCAUCCUUCUCUCCGGUGAAAACCUAUUUUCCCACAGCGGCCCUGAAAAUGCCAACCUUGUUCCCACAUCUCCUCACAUCCUGGUUGGUCGGCCGGGUUUCGCGAGCAUCCCUGCGCUGCAAGACACAGAAGCUCAGGAUGAAUUGAGGCUCUUGACAACGGCCGCCCCCACAGUGAGUACAAAUCUCAACGUGCUUCUGAGGAAACGGCAGAAAUCCGACCAGGAACAAAACGAACCAGAGACACUUCCAACUUCGCCAAUCAAGGUCAGAUCCCAAAAGUCCUGGACGACCACGUCUGCAGCUCCAUCCAUGAGUCCGCUUCAGUUCUCUAUUGAGAGGGCGAGAGCACAGUUCAACAGGAAGAAAAGGAGGAAGACAGUGCAGUUGCGUCGACAGCAAUAGGCCCCUGUGUUUCUGGCGUAGCUGGACUUAGUCUAGAGGUCAUGUUUCAUUAUACUGCUUAAAAGAAUGAAAUCAUACAAUCACUGAUUGUACCUCGAGAAUCAUGUUUUUCAAUAUUUUUACCCGUAUGUCAGUAAUAAAAUUUAUAAAAUAU